ACUCACCAGGUAGUCUGCAUCAGCAAUAUUAAUUUUCAGAGGAAAUCUGUCAUUGGAUAUGUGGAGUUAACAAUAUUCCCUACGGUGGCCAAUCUGAACAGAAUCAAGCUGAACAGUAAACAGUGCAGAAUAUACCGAGUGAAAGUGAAUGAGCUGGAGGCAGCAUUCAUAUACAACGACCCCACACUGGAAGUCUGUCACCACGAGUCCAAACAACGAAAUCUGAAUUAUUUUUCCAAUGCCUACGCAGCAGCUGUCAGUGCAGUUGACCCGGAUGCUGGAAAUGGUGAACUCUGCAUAAAAGUACCAUCAGAACUGUGGAAACAUGUUGAUGAGUUAAAAGUAUUGAAGGUUUACAUUGAGUUCUCACUGGACCAGCCAAAAGGUGGCCUUCAUUUUGUUGUUCCCAAUGUGGAGGGCAGUAUGGCAGAGAGAGGGGCUCAUGUCUUUUCCUAUGGAUACCAGAAUUCAACCAGGUUUUGGUUCCCGUGUGUGGACUCCUAUUCAGAGCUAUGCACAUGGAAGAUGGAGUUCACAGUUGAUGCCGCCAUGGUGGCUGUGUCCAAUGGUGAUCUCGUGGAAACCGUUUACACCCCCGACAUGAGAAAGAAGACCUUCCACUACACCCUCGCCAUUCCAACUGCAUCUCCUAACAUUUCUCUGGCUGUUGGACCUUUUGAGAUUCUAGUGGAUCCUUACAUGCAUGAGGUGACUCACUUUUGCCUGCCUCAGUUGCUACCCCUUCUGAAGCACACAACCUCCUACCUCCAUGAGGUGUUUGAGUUUUAUGAGGAGAUUCUCACUUGCCGCUACCCUUAUUCCUGCUUCAAGACAGUGUUUGUCGAUGAAGCUUACAUGGAAGUUACAGCCUAUGCAUCUAUGAGUAUCUUUAGCACAAACCUCCUGCACAGCGCUAUGAUUAUUGACCAAACCCCACUAACAAGAAGGUGUCUUGCUCAGGCUCUUGCACAGCAGUUCUUUGGCUGCUUCAUUUCUAGGAUGUCCUGGUCUGAUGAGUGGGUCUUGAAGGGCAUCUCUGGUUAUAUUUACGGGCUGUGGAUGAAGAAGACAUUUGGUGUAAAUCAGUACCGGCACUGGAUCAAAGAAGAGCUGGAUACAAUUGUAGUCUAUGAACUGAAGACAGGCGGUGUGUUGCUGCACCCAAUAUUUACUGCCGGAAAGGAGAAAGACAAUCCAUCUUCUCACCUUCAUUUUUCCAUAAAACACCCUCAUACCUUGUCCUGGGAGUAUUUCAACAUGUUUCAGUGCAAGGCUCACCUGGUCAUGAGAUUGAUAGAAAACCGCAUCAGUAUGGAGUUCAUGCUGCAGGUUUUCAACAAGCUUUUAAGCCUGGCCAGCACUGCUUCAUCGCAGAAGUUCCAGUCCCACAUGUGGAGUCAGAUGUUGGUUUCCACAUCUGGCUUUCUGAAAUCCAUUUCCAACGUGUCUGGAAAAGACAUCCAACCUCUUAUAAAGCAGUGGGUAGACCAGAGCGGUGUUGUAAAGUUUUACGGAAGCUUUGCUUUUAACAGAAAGCGAAAUGUUUUGGAAUUGGAGAUUAAGCAGGACUGCACUUCCCCGGGAACCCAGAAAUAUGUGGGCCCCCUUAAAGUAACUGUUCAAGAGCUGGAUGGAUCUUUUAACCACACUUUACAGAUUGAGGAGAACAGCCUGAAACAUGACAUUCCCUGUCACUCAAAGAGCAGAAGAAAUAAAAAGAAAAAAAUUCCACUGAUGAACGGGGAAGAAGUUGACAUGGACCUUUCUGCAAUGGAUGCUGACUCUCCCUUGCUGUGGAUCAGGAUUGACCCCGACAUGUCGGUGUUGAGGAAAGUAGAAUUCGAACAGGCUGAUUUUAUGUGGCAGUACCAGUUGCGUUAUGAGAGAGAUGUGGUGGCACAGGAAGAAGCCAUCCUAGCCUUAGAGACCUUCCCUACACCUGCCUCGCGUCUUGCACUUACAGACAUCCUGGAGCAGGAACAAUGCUUCUACAGAGUCAGAAUGAUGGCAUGCUUUUGUCUGGCCAAGAUUGCAAAUUCGAUGGUGAGCACGUGGACUGGACCUCCAGCAAUGAAGUCAUUAUUUACACGCAUGUUUUGCUGCAAGAGCUGCCCAAACAUUGUAAAAACAAACAACUUCAUGAAUUUCCAGAGCUACUUUCUACAGAAGACUAUGCCAGACGCUAUGGCUUUGCUCAGAGAUAUACACAACUUAUGCCCUAAAGAAGUCCUCGCCUUUAUCCUAGAUCUUAUCAAAUACAAUGACAACAGGAAAAACAAGUUUUCAGAUAAUUACUAUCGGGCAGAACUCAUCGAUGCUCUAGCUAAUGCAGUAACCCCAGCGGUGAGUGUAAACAAUGAAUCACGGACUCUGGACAAUCUGAAUGCUGAUGUCCGCCUUAUCCUGGAAGAGAUUACCCGUUUUCUGAAUAUGGAAAAGCUUCUUCCGAGUUAUAGACACACAAUAACGGUCAGCUGCUUGAGAGCUAUCCGUGUGCUGCAAAAGAACGGCCAUGUUCCAAGCGACCCGACACUUUUUAAAUCAUAUGCAGAAUAUGGACACUUUGUGGACCUCCGACUUGCUGCUUUAGAAGCCAUUGUUGACUAUACAAAGGCGGACAGAAGCUCUGAUGACUUGCAGUGGUUGCUGAAAAUGGCACAAGAUGACCCAAUGCCAUAUAUAAGGCACAAGAUCUUUUACAUGUUGACAAAGAACCCACCAUUCACAAAGAACAUGGAGUCGCCCUUGUGUAAUGAAGCUCUUGUUGACCAGCUCUGGAAGCUGAUGAAUUCAGGGACUUCACAUGACUGGAGACUGCGCUGUGGGGCUGUGGAUCUUUACCACACACUAUUUGGUCUCAGCAGACCUUCCUGUUUACCAUUGCCAGAGCUUGGACUAGUCCUUAACCUGAAAGAAAAAAAAGCUGUACUGAAUCCCACCAUCAUUCCAGAGCCGGUGACCAGUAGCCAGGAUACUAUGCCAAAUGCCAACAUGCACGGGCACGUCGGAGGAUUUCAGACCAGCGAGGAGGAUGCUAAAGAAGUUGUUUCCAGUAUAACUGUCCAUCAGCAGGGUGUGAAAAGGAAAGCAGAUAAUCCACAUGAAUCUGCACUGGAACCUGGACAGGUACUGAAGAAACAUAAGAACAUUGGUAACAUACAGGUCAGAUUCUCAAUUGUACAGGAAGAGGAAGAAAUAGACAUGGAUACUGUGCAUGACAGCCAAGCAUUCAUUUAUCAUCAUUUAAAUAUGCUGGAAAGACCUUCAACACCAGGUACUUUUUGGGGGGUUAGUUGGUGUGUUAAUUAA
This is a messenger RNA of Staurois parvus, 3309 nucleotides long. The record is from the annotation of a GenBank genome assembly. Lineage: Eukaryota; Metazoa; Chordata; Amphibia; Anura; Ranidae.